This is a messenger RNA of Frankliniella occidentalis (western flower thrips), 816 nucleotides long. It is a transcript of the gene mRpS16, whose product is annotated as probable 28S ribosomal protein S16, mitochondrial. Gene Ontology annotation, molecular function: structural constituent of ribosome. Gene Ontology annotation, cellular component: ribosome; mitochondrial small ribosomal subunit. The transcript has 3 exons. Gene Ontology annotation, biological process: mitochondrial translation. Lineage: Eukaryota; Metazoa; Arthropoda; Insecta; Thysanoptera; Thripidae. The record is from RefSeq and is a predicted model, not a curated record. Bases 124 to 621 code for a protein of 165 amino acids.
GGUUGGUCACACGAGAGCGUCUGCUUCGCUCCGGACGACAUAACCUCAUAAUUUCCGUGCUUUUUUAUCCCAAACGAAAACACGGAACGGACACGCAUUGUGUGAAGUACAAAUUUCGUGGCAAUGCCGCUCCCGCCCGUUCCAGCUUCUGGAGGAGCUGCUAUUAAAGAAGGUGCUCGGCUGCUCAUAAGAUUUUCUCGCAAGGGAUGUACUAACAGACCAUUUUAUCACCUCCAACUGAGCCAUAGUAAACUUGAACUAGAUGAUCAAUGCAUAGAACAACUUGGAACAUAUGAUCCCCUACCAAAUGAACGAAAUGAAAAACUAGUUUCUUGCAACUUUGAGAGAAUACGUUAUUGGUUGGGUGAAGGUGCUACUUGUUCCCAUGGAGCUAGUGUUAUAUUAGGACUUGCAGGCUUCUUCCCUAUUCACCCAUCAUCGUACAUGACGGCAUGGAAAAAUAGAAGUGAAGCUGAGAAACCUGAACCACCCAUGCCAAAGAAGUUAACUUGGCGAGAACGCAAGAAGAUUCUGAUGAAACAGGCUGAAGAUGCUCGGAACGCUCCUCCAACUGAAGAUGACUCGGAAGAAAAAGAGAAAGUUGCUGAAUCUUCCUCCUAGUAGUAAUAUACAUGUUAAACCUUGUUGGAAGAGCUGACUUGAUAUCUGUCAGCCUCUGAGCACUGCAGUGCUGAUUUGAGUCUUGAACUCAAAUAAGUGUACAGGAAUUGCUUAGAAUGCCAAUAUAUAAACUGAUGUUUAUGUAGGCAGGGUUCCAUUUUUAAGAUGUUUAAAAUACAUAGUCUUUGUAAUGAA